AUGCCGAGAAAGAGGGAAAGAUGCAAAGAAAUUGAUGACGAUAAUGUAAUUUUAGUUCCUGAAGAAAUUAAUGAAGAUAAUGUAAUUUUAGUUCCUGAAGAAAUUAAUGAAAGCUUUUGGGAUAGUAGUAAUAUAGUUGAAGAGAUGAUAUUAGAAAAGAAAACUAAUCAAGAGGAGAUGACUAUGAGUGUAGAAGAAACCCCAAAUUGUUCUUAA
Molecule: messenger RNA, 216 nt
Organism: Macrosiphum euphorbiae (potato aphid)
Lineage: Eukaryota; Metazoa; Arthropoda; Insecta; Hemiptera; Aphididae
Source: the annotation of a GenBank genome assembly